Molecule: messenger RNA, 563 nt
Organism: Atta colombica
Lineage: Eukaryota; Metazoa; Arthropoda; Insecta; Hymenoptera; Formicidae
Product: lysozyme-like
Exons: 4
Coding region: 52-501 (149 amino acids)
Molecular function (GO): lysozyme activity
Source: RefSeq, a predicted model, not a curated record
GCUCUUUGCGAAUCAGUGCAGUAGCAGCAGCAGCAGCAGCACAUUUUCAAGAUGUUUCCGAGAGUCUUAUGGAUUGCCGUGACAAUAAUCGUGCUAUUUUGCGUUCAUACUUACGCUCAACUCGUGUCAUUAGUUUGCUUAGGCUGUUUGUGCGAAGUUAGCACAGGAUGUAAUAUUACUAUUGGUUGUAACAACAUGGUAUGUGGACCAUUUUCAAUAACAAAAUACUACUGGGAAGAUGUUGGCAAACCACCUCCAAUGGGCGAAUCGAGCAGUGAUGACGAUGCUUUUCACAAAUGUGUUAAUGAUUUGUACUGUGCUGGUUAUACGGUACAGGCCUAUAUGGCUAAACACAGUAAGGACUGUAACGGAGAUGAAGUAAUCGAUUGUGAUGAUUAUGUACGUCUUCAUCGACUUGGUUCAGCCGGCUGCAACAACUCGCUAAGCAGUGAUUACGAGAACAAAUACAAAUUAUGUUUACAAACCUUUGAACGUAAAUAAUAGAUAUAUCUUUUAUUAUUUUUUAUGUUAAUACAAAUCAACAUAAGAUGUGUUUAUACUAA